This is a messenger RNA of Linum trigynum, 528 nucleotides long. Lineage: Eukaryota; Viridiplantae; Streptophyta; Magnoliopsida; Malpighiales; Linaceae. The record is from the annotation of a GenBank genome assembly.
AUGGAGGCGCCAAGCAACAGAGAGCAUGAGCCACCAGAGGCGGCCAUGAGUAAACCGACGACGGAAGAAGGGGAGGACCAGAAUGGGAGCCCGCAGGCGGAGGGGACGUUGCAGUCGGAAGGCGCAUCUCUCAGCAAGGAGGAGCUAGUGCAAAUCAUCAAAAACCAAGACCAGACGUUGGAAAUACUAAAGAAGGAAAUCGAGGCGCUCAAGAGGAGAGGGGGCGCACUGCCUACUCCGGGUUCGAAACGAAGGGAAAGGGAAGAAGACAGGGAAGGGGCCUCCAGCUUUGUCAGGCGAACAGAGGAGAUGGGACAUCUGACUAGGCACUUGGGGUCGGACUUUGACGAGCACAAUGGAUGGGUUCAAAGGCGCAUGGGUAGGAGAUGGGGCGUGCGACAGCCCUUGGCUCGAAGAAUCCUCUCGGAACUAGCCACUUCCAUCAUUCCCGCGUUGUCAACCUAUGAUUGGACAACUGAUCCGGAGGACCAUCUAAACAACUACUUCACCAAGAUGCAACUUUAUUGA